CGCGAACCUCGCGGGAUGGCCGCCGUUUCCAAUGUCACGCUCCCUCUGUGACGUCUCUCCUUCGCGCUCCCCCGUCUCCUUCCUUACUACCUCAUACUGGUAGGGAUCUGUCUGUGUUGCACAGCAGCGAUCGGCAUCCUUGCCUGGACUGGCAAGUAGCUCCUACUGCAGCGUAACCAUGCCGUUGACCAAAGUGGGCAUCCUCGAUGAGCACGGCCCGGUGCUGGUCCUGCCCUCGUACUCGCAAGAAUGCGUCGCCGACUGGAUCUCAUCUGAUGCCGAUCUUCUGCGCAACGCGCUCUCCUUUGUGCGCUCCGGUGCGGCGGCGACGCAACUAGGACUUGCGGGGCGCCUCGAUGGGACGUACUUCUUGCCGGUCUCGCACGGUGGCAAGGAUAUGAGCUACAGCUUCAACUUCUGGCUGCCACCGCCAUACCGCGUCAUCAUGCUCAUCUCUCUCGGUCUGCUGUGCUACGCGAACAAUCUACACACCCUGGGGGGCCUCGCGCUUGACCCAGCACGACUUCCUAAUUUUAGCCACGAAUCCGCCAGCAAGACAGGGUCAGGACAUGGACAUUUGCCGCAGCAUCGGCCACUGACUAGCGCGUCGCCGGGCAAUCCCUCAGGGUCCGGGUCAGAAAGCUCGGCAUCUUUAUCGCAAUUGCAAGUCUCUACGAGCAGCCUUCUACGAUAUAGAGCUGCAUACGUGCUUGCUCUUGUGUACGCUGUACUCAGUACUUUUGGAUGGCUCAGCUUUCGAUAUUGGGUAGAUGGUGCACCAUCCGGCGAUCCAUUCGGGAAUCAUGCUCAAUUCUACCAAGGAGUCAUCUUCUUCGGGGCCAUUUCGCUGUCCCUCUGGCCAGGACGCUUGCUGUUCAAAUCCGUCCGCUUCACCUUUCUGCGCUCGCUCCUGCGCAUUUCGAAACCCAGCUUCGCACAACGCAUCAGCUUCGGAGAGGUGCUGCUCGCAGAUAGCCUGACCAGCUUCGCCAAGGUAUUUGGCGAUGUGUGGCUAUCGCUGUGCUUUCUCUGGCCGCGCCAGGAGCACCACACGUGGUGGAAUGGCAAAGGCAGCCUGGCCGUGCCGUUCAUGGUCUCCUUACCGUACCUCAUCCGAUUACGGCAAUGCUUGUCGGAGUAUGCUACGUCUGCACCGACUGUCUCACUUCAGUCUGGGAAGGGAAGGCGUUCGAGAAAGCCAUUAGCAAAUGCGCUCAAGUACGCUACCGUACUGCCGGUCAUCUGGCUGAGCGCGUUGCACGAGAUGGCAAGAGAUGCGGUCCUGCUUGAACUCGACGCGCGGGUCAUCCCCAUAGAGGAGUUGGAUUCGGGGCUGAGGCGUUAUGGGGAUCUCAUCUUUCAGCUCUGGCUCUUCGCUGUCUUCGUCAACACUAUUUUCUCGUUCUGGUGGGACGUGACGAAUGACUGGGGCCUGGACUUGCUGCGAUUCAGCACAUGGUCUUCUGCCGCCCCAGGCCUUGCAAAAGGCGUGCGCCAGAGUCUUCACAAGCGGGGGAUCAGCGGCGUGUCGAGCGUUCGAGCAGCGUACGGACGCAGAUUGUCAUGGCGGCCGCCGAGUCUUCUAGGUAGGGCCGAUACGGUUAUCAGUGAGGAGAGAGAUGAAGAAGAGUCUGGUGAUGGCAGGAGUAAGGCCAGUGACCGGAAGCAUUUCAGUGAAUUGCGAAGGGGCCAGAUCGCUCCAGGAGACGCACAGGAUGUGCGAACCUCUCCGGCAAUGGCGAUAGAGGAAAGUGGAGAGGUACGAGGGAUACAUCAGCGAGCGAACGAAGACAUGACGCCAUCGGCGUCUGGAUUCAGCCCUGAUGCUAGGAGCUUGUCAUCCUCCUCAUCACCAUUUGGGCCAGCCUCGCCAUCAGACGCUUUCUCGUCUUCCUCAUUGCUACAGCCGCCUUCGCUGGCCACACAGCACCACCACCAUCAUGAUCAACACCGGCGGAAGAGUUCGGUCGCGCUGCUGCGCUCGCCAGCGAAGGGUCACAGCAUGCUUUUCCACCCGCUUGCGUACCAGAUCAUCGUGGUGCUCAAUCUGAUUCUGCGAUUCCUCUGGUCGCUCAAGCUCUCAUCGCGCCUGCACCACAUCGCUGAGCUCGAAGCGGGCGUCUUUACGCUCGAAGCGCUGGAGAUCGUCAGGCGGUGGGCGUGGGUCUUCCUGCGCGUCGAGUGGGAGUUUGUCAAGCAACGACGCCUCACGGCCUCCAUCAGCGAGGGCGGUGCGGCGGCAAGUGCAGAAACAGCAGCAACACCCUCUUCCACUUCUUCGUCUGCUUCGUCUUGUGCUUCGUCGUUUUCUUCUUCAGCAGCAGCGGCAAGGGCGACAGACACGGCGAAUGGGGAUACAGCUCCGCCUACCGGUAAAGUUAGGGCGUACGAAGGAGAGGGGCGAUGAGGAACAUUCUGAUCCAUUGACGGCAGAAGUGCUCGCAUCGCUUCGUGAUGGUGAGAGUGUUUAUACUUGAUUCACUAUACUAUAUCUUGCAUGCAUACCGGCUAACAUCCCUUCACGGAUCAGAUAAGCUGUCGGAUAUAACCCUAUGCAGCAGUCCUACACUCAUUAUAUACACCCUCGGCUGGUUCCCUAAUUUAUCGGUCGCGCCGCGUCCCACCACACCACUCCACGCCACGGC
Messenger RNA from Tilletiaria anomala UBC 951, 2645 nucleotides. Its product is annotated as EXS-domain-containing protein. NCBI's taxonomy places the organism in Eukaryota, Fungi, Basidiomycota, Exobasidiomycetes, Georgefischeriales, Tilletiariaceae. Gene Ontology annotation, cellular component: membrane; cytoplasm. The transcript is spliced from 2 exons. Bases 179 to 2407 code for a protein of 742 amino acids. The record is from RefSeq and is a predicted model, not a curated record.